AUGGGUCACGAACGUGAUGGCAGAUCAUUGGCCGGAGAUGCUGAUCGUGAGGAACUUGGUCGUCUGGGGAAGAAGCAAGUGCUAAGGCGAGGUUUCCGGUUUCUCUCCAUUCUAGGCUUCAGUUGCGCCGUCCUCAUCACCUGGGAGGCCUCGUUGAUUCUGUUCCUUACAGGACUCCGAAAUGGCGGCCACGCAGGUAUCAUAUAUGGCUACAUAGUAAUAUGGGCCGGCAACUUGGCUGUUUUCACCACCCUCUCUGAACUUGUCUCUAUGGCUCCCAUCUCCGCUGGCCAAUACCACUGGGUUGCCAUGCUGGCUCCAAAGUCAUCCAGCAAAUUCCUCAGCUACAUUACCGGCUGGCUGACCGUGGCUGGAUGGCAGGCUGGUUUUGCCUCGGCUUGUUUUCUGACCGGCUCCAUGAUACAGGGACUUGUCAUCUUUACAAACCCGUCCUAUUCUCCCAGCUCAUGGCAUACAACGUUCUUCCUCUGGGCAGUGGCGUUGUACUGUGUCUUCAUCAAUGUUGUGACUAGCAAAUUACUGCCUGCUUUUGAAAAGCUAGCAUUAGCUCUCCAUCUUGUCGGUUUCCUGGCCGUUUUGAUACCCUUGGUCAAGUUUGGAGUAAAGAAUGACGCAAGCUUGGUAUUCAAGAAUUUCAUCAACGGCGGAAACUGGUCGAGCCAGGGAGUCUCGUUCUUGGUCGGGUUGACUGGAAAUGCAUUUGCUUUCUUGGGCCUUGAUGGAGCAUAUCAUAUGUCCGAAGAGAUUCAAAACCCAUCCAUCACAGUCCCACGCUCUAUCAUUCUCACUCUAUUCAUAAACGGAAGCUUGGGAUUCUCCAUGCUUAUUGCAACCCUGUUUAGCAUAGUUGACUUGCCCGCUGCUCAGAAUUCGCAGACCGGUUUCCCUUUCCUGGAGAUUUUUCUGCAAGCUACGGGCUCAAUUGCCGGCUCCGCAACGAUGGCUUCAGUCAUCGUUACGUUAACCCUAUUCGCAAACUGCAACUACCUUGCUUCCACGUCCAGGAUGACCUGGUCGUUUGCAAGAGAUCGAGGUCUGCCAGGGUGGAAGACAUUGGCGAAGGUCGAGCGACGCACCCAAGUUCCUCUAAUAUCCAUUCUCGUCACAGCUGCCAUAACCAUACUUCUCUCUCUCAUAGUUAUCGGCUCAACCACGGCUUUCAACAUUAUUGUCUCCUACUUAUUAGCCACUGCCAUGCUCCUUUAUCAUCGUUGCAAAGGGAAUGUCUCGUACCCUUCCAGUGACAAUAUAACUGGCCCAACCCUUGCCAACACGACAGGAGCCCGUCUUGUCUGGGGCCCAUGGCAUGUCCGUGGAGCCGUCGGGAUUGCCACGAACGUCUUUGGAUGCAUAUACCUAACGGUAAUCUUGAUAUUCAGUUUCUUCCCCGCUGAUGCAAUUCCAACGGCAGGAAGUAUGAAUUAUAGCGUUGUUAUUUGGGCGUUUGUGAUUGUCUUUAGCAUUGUAUAUUACCUUACAUACGCGCGGAGAGUGUACGAUGGCCCGGUUGUGGAGGUUGAUACAACGACAUUGCCGGAGCCCAUGGUUAAGCAGUAA
This is a messenger RNA of Microsporum canis CBS 113480, 1578 nucleotides long. Its product is annotated as choline transport protein. The coding region runs from base 1 to 1578 and encodes 525 amino acids. NCBI's taxonomy places the organism in Eukaryota, Fungi, Ascomycota, Eurotiomycetes, Onygenales, Arthrodermataceae. Gene Ontology annotation, molecular function: transmembrane transporter activity. The transcript is spliced from 6 exons. Gene Ontology annotation, cellular component: membrane. Gene Ontology annotation, biological process: transmembrane transport. The record is from RefSeq and is a predicted model, not a curated record.